AUGUUUCUACAAGCCUUUUACAGGCUUUUAAUAGGCAUCCUUAUUUUGGCCGGUUCUGGGUCUGCUUGUGAAUACUCGCCAGGCAGAUGUGGGGCCUGGGCAGACGGGGAUAUAUGGAUAGGGGUGCUCAAUUCCUGCCAUUCCAAAGUGCAGACACUACAUGUGCGAGAACGUCCAGAAAAAUACAACUGCACAGAAUUAAAUCUCCUUUCGCUUGUAAGGACUCUAGCUGUUGUGCAUACUAUUGAAACGAUCAAUAACUCCAGCUUCCUCCCGGGUGUGCGACUGGGCUACUACAUCUGUGACACUUGCUCUGAUGCAUCAAAGGCCAUUCAGAGCACCGAGCAGCUUCUCGCUGUGAAUGGCACACUGCCUGUCCAAUGUGAGGUGCUUGAAAGGCCUAAUGUAAAAGCAAUCAUUGGAGCUCGUUUCUCAGAAGACUCUCUGGCAGUGGCUCGGCUUCUGAGUCUAUACAUGGUCGCACAGAUAAGCACAACAUCAUCUGCACAAACGCUUAGUGAUAGGGUACGAUACCCAUCGUUCCUGCGCACCAUUCCUAGUGAUGUUCACCAAACCAAAGCUCUGGCUAAUUUCAUGAAACACUUUCACUGGAACUGGGUUGGGGUAGUCUACGGGGAUGAUGAUUAUGGGAAAAAUGCCUUACAAAGCUUCUUAGCUGAAUCAGAAGGUGCAGAUAUCUGUCAUGCUUUUAAAGAAGCAUUGCCUCAUUACCUAGCUCACAAUGAAAUCGACAAAAGGAUCCAAGAGGUGGCAGAAAUAAUCAGUUUAUCCAAAGCUAAAGUUGUGUUACUUAUCUUAAAGGAAGAGCUGGUCUCUAAACUGUUCAAGGAAAUGAUUCGGCAGAACAUCUCGCGUACUUGGAUUGCAAGUGAUGCUUGGUCAAUGUCACGAAAUAUAUCUCGAAUGGAGGGAAUCAACCAAGUAGGUGCCAUUUUUGGGUUCACUUUCAUAACUGGUCCCAAUCCUGGUUUUAAGGAGUUUUUGCAGCAGCUGACUCUUGCUCCGGGCUCUGUAAACCUCUUUCUUGAGGAAUAUAAGCACUGCAAUGAAACUGAUUGCCCUGGAGAACGGGACUUUCCGCCAUGGAAGAUUUACCCAAUUGCCUCCCUUGUGAAAAUGGUACCUGGUCUUUGA
Molecule: messenger RNA, 1155 nt
Organism: Sinocyclocheilus anshuiensis
Lineage: Eukaryota; Metazoa; Chordata; Actinopteri; Cypriniformes; Cyprinidae
Product: G-protein coupled receptor family C group 6 member A-like
Exons: 5
Coding region: 1-1155 (384 amino acids)
Biological process (GO): G protein-coupled receptor signaling pathway
Cellular component (GO): plasma membrane
Molecular function (GO): G protein-coupled receptor activity
Source: RefSeq, a predicted model, not a curated record